Aspergillus japonicus CBS 114.51 is the source of this 1521-nucleotide messenger RNA. Its product is annotated as Hsp70 family protein. The record is from RefSeq and is a predicted model, not a curated record. The transcript is spliced from 9 exons. NCBI's taxonomy places the organism in Eukaryota, Fungi, Ascomycota, Eurotiomycetes, Eurotiales, Aspergillaceae. Bases 1 to 1521 code for a protein of 506 amino acids.
AUGAAAGUCCCCUCCACUACAUCCUAUGAAGCUCGAACCGCCAGCUGGGGCUAUCGAGUUGGCCCAUUUACGGAAGCCUUCAGAGGCCUCAAGCUCCUUCUCGACGAGGAACAGGAGACAAUGUACCCGCCGUCCCUCUGCUCGAAGAAGUUGCUCGCCAUUCUUGACAAGGAUGCCGUCCAGGUGACAGCGGACUACUUGAGACACCUUAUCAAAUACGCUCAGGGCGUCCUGGAGCGGCGUCUGGGGAUAGCUGCGAGUGCUAUGAAUCUUCAGUUCAUUCUCACUGUGCCAGCUGUUUGGUCGGACAAGGCUAAAGAUUGCACCUUACGAGCCGCCCUGAAGGCAGGAAUCGCCCCUCAAGACAUCUCUCUCGUGUCCGAACCUGAGGCUGCUGCCCUUUACUCCCUUCGCGCCAUCCAAUCUAAUUCGAUUGCUAAAAACGAUGUGUUCGUUGUUUGCGAUGCUGGCGGUGGCACAGUGGAUCUUAUUUCAUACCAGAUUCAAGGUUUGGAGCCACUUGUCAUGAGGGAGGUUGUGAAGGGAGCAGGUCGUAUCUGCGGGUCGAUGUUAUUGGAUGAAAGCUUCCAGAAGAUGCUUGAGGAAAGAAUGGGGCCUAAAGGCUACGCUGCACUAUCCGAUAAAGCAAAAGAAGCUGCAUUACACUAUUGCCAAGAUCGAGUCAAGCCUAACUUCGCAGGGCAAUACGACGAGGACUUCGCAGAUGUUGACUAUUUUAUUCCAGUUCCAGGAUCGCUUGACGAUCACCUAGCAUCAAUCGAAGAUGGGUUUCUUUAUCUCACCAGUGAGGACGUAACAAGCAUUUUUGACCCCAUCGUUAAAGAGGUGGAAUCCCUCGUUGCAGAGCAAAUAGAGGGCAUUAAAGAGAAGAAACUCCACCCAAAGGCAAUUAUCCUUGUCGGGGGUUUUGGUGCCUCUAUGUUCCUUUUCCACCGCUUGCAGGAAGCAAGCCCUAGUGUGCUUGUAAUGCAGCCACCUGACGCCGGUGCUGUACAUCGAGGAUUCGACGGCAAUCAGGUAGAAAACCGCAUUGCCUGCCGCCACUACGGCAUCGAGAUUAGUAUUCCUUAUGUCGAGGGCCAAGACAAUCCUGACCGCAAAGUGUGGUGCCCUUUGGAAGAGCAAUAUAACAUCCAUGAUAGUAUGCGAUGGUAUAUUAAGAAGUUCUCGGUUAUCUCGGAAAAUUCACCGAUCAGAAUGCCAUUCUACAAUUCAAGGAAUAUAGGGGAUGGGCUGUGUUUUGAGGUGAAGCUAUUGUUCUGUAAUGAUGACACUGCACCGGACUUCAAGAACAAUCACACAGACACGAUGCGGCUAUGCACCCUAAAAGCAGACCUCAGCACAAUUCCUCGAGAGCUCUUUACUCAGAAGUGCAAUUCCAAGGGCGUCAAGUACUACCACAUUGAUUACAAAUUAGUCAUGAUUCCUACCUCCGCUUCCCUGCUGUUCGAGCUGGAAUUCAACGGAGUGCGCUACGGCAGUGUUCGCUCAAAAUACUGA